GUUCGCAUACCAAGGACAAGGAGAAGCACAUCCUUGUAGGCAAGAAAGCAAGCCAGUAGCAGAACAUAUUUGAAUCACAUAGAAGCAAGACCUAGUUCUUAGAGGUUCCGCGACAAUGCGACAAAUGACGAUCAUUUCGGUUGGCAUUGUUGUGCUUGCCGCACUUGUUUUGGCAUCCGAGGGUCGCAUUGCCCGGAAGGACUUAGGCCUAGACCUUGGUGGUGUAGGCUUCAAGACCGGUACAGGUGUUAAUAUAGGGGGUAACAUUGGCAUAGGUGGUGCUAUUGGUGGUGCCAUUGGUGGUGCCGGCUCUGCAUCAGGGUCUGGUUCUGCGUCUGGAUCAGGGUCGGGAUCAGCCUCUGGUUCGGGGUCUGGCUCGGGAUCUGGUUCGGGCGCUGCAUCAUCAGCGGGUUCGGGUGCAGUUUCUGGUGAGGGGUCUUAUGCUGGGUCUGGUGCUGGCUCAGGUUCAGGUGGAGCCUCUGGCUCUGGUGCUGGUUCAGGCUCUGGCGCUGGUUCAGGUGCAGGCUCAGGCUCUGGUGCUGGUUCAGGUGCAGGCUCAGGCUCAGGUGGAGCCUCUGGCUCUGGUGCUGGUUCAGGCUCGGGUGGAGCCUAUGGUGGAGCUUCUGGCUCUGGUGCCGGUUCAGGCUCGGGUGGAGCCUAUGGUGGAGCUUCUGGCUCUGGUGCCGGUUCAGGCUCGGGUGGAGGCUCUGGCUCAGGUGCUGGUUCGGGGUCCGGUUAUGGUCAGGGGCAGGGAAAAGGCGAAGGCGAGGGCCAAGGAUCUGGAUAUGGACAGGGUUCCGGCUCGGGCCAUGGACAAGGUUCAGGCUCUGGUUCGGGUUAUGGUGAGGGACAUGGUGAAGGUUAUGGUCAAGGACGUGGUGCGGGAUCAGGAUAUGGUGAGGGCCAUGGUGAAGGUUAUGGUCAAGGAAGUGGUGCCGGGCAAGGAUCUGGAUAUGGCGAGGGUCAUGGCGAAGGUUAUGGUCAAGGUAGUGGUGCCGGGCAAGGAUCCGGAUACGGUGAGGGCCAUGGCGAAGGUUAUGGUCAAGGAAGUGGUGUCGGGCAAGGAUCUGGAUAUGGCGAAGGUCAUGGCCAAGGCUCUGGUUCAGGCUCAGGCUAUGGUGAAGGCUCUGGUAGUGGUUAUGGAAAUGGGGCUGGUUCGGGCUACGGUGAAGGUCAUGGAUAUGGGAAGAUUAUGGGGAAGAAACUUUUUGUCGAAGCUAUCUCAGAGGUUGAGCUGUACAAAUUUGCUCCUUGGGACCUCCUGAUAAAUCAUAAAUCAUGUCUCCAGAGCAAAGAUCUUGAGUGGUUCUUCUUUUGCCCCCAUGACAAAAAAAAUCCUAAAGGGUCUUGGACGAACCGUACCACACCGAAUGGUUAUUGGAAAACAAGUGGAAAAGACGGAACUAUUGACCUGAACUCUCGCAUUGUUGGGUUGAAGAAAACAUUGAUUUUUCAUGAAGGCAAGGCACCCAAAGGCAAUAGGACUGAUUGGGUAAUGUAUGAAUACAAAAUGGAAGAUGAAACCUUGGUGUCUACUGGUUUCUCAAAGGAUGCUUAUGUACUCAGUGGGCUUGGCCCAAGGAUUGGUGAGCAAUAUAGGGCUCCUUUUGAUGGAAAUGAAUGGGAGAAUUUAGAUGUUGGAACUUAUAUCUUGUCUUUUGCACCAUCGUCAGGUGUAGAGGAUUCACAGGUCGAAAGUUCUGCCUGGGUUACUGCCAUAGUUAUUCGGGAACCAUCCGCUCCUCAGCAGUCUGUUCAAUUUUCUGAACAUGUUAAUAUCUGUUCUGAUGAGGUUGCUGGCUUAACUUGAUUACUCUCUUGGCUAAUUGUGCUGACGGGAAGUUGUGUUUUUGCUCCAGUGGACAUAACGAAUCCCGGGCAACCGUGGAAGCGAGGAUUGACAUGCACAAGGGGGUCGAUGCGAUGCUGCAAGACUUGGUUUCUGUGACGGUUGCGCAAAACAUGUUCUUGUUCUCAUAGCCUCCUGUUAGUAGCAGCCAACACUCAGGGCAAUCAUCUCCGUUAAAUUGGUUGCUGAAGAUAAGGACGUCG
Molecule: messenger RNA, 2052 nt
Organism: Triticum aestivum (bread wheat)
Lineage: Eukaryota; Viridiplantae; Streptophyta; Magnoliopsida; Poales; Poaceae
Product: fibroin heavy chain
Exons: 4
Coding region: 116-1810 (564 amino acids)
Biological process (GO): regulation of DNA-templated transcription
Molecular function (GO): DNA binding
Source: RefSeq, a predicted model, not a curated record